This is a messenger RNA of Ylistrum balloti, 1600 nucleotides long. Its product is annotated as programmed cell death protein 2-like. Gene Ontology annotation, cellular component: cytoplasm; nucleus. The record is from RefSeq and is a predicted model, not a curated record. Lineage: Eukaryota; Metazoa; Mollusca; Bivalvia; Pectinida; Pectinidae. The transcript is spliced from 4 exons. The coding region runs from base 1 to 1077 and encodes 358 amino acids.
AUGGCGACGAAGGGAGUGGACGAAAACGUGGAGCUAGGGUUUUUGGAGGAAACAAAUCCAUGUUUACUACGGAGUCACUAUUUCCCAAGUAAAGUUGGAGGGAAACCAUCAUGGCUGUCUCUGAAGCAACUCCCUAUAGACAUAAGUUGUAAAACUUGUGGUAAACCAGCCGUUUUUCUUUUGCAAGUCUACUCCCCUGAUGACAAAGUAUCGUCUGCUUUUCAUCGAACAAUUUUUAUCUUCGUUUGUCGGAAUCUGGGUUGCUCAACGAAAAAUUCAAAUGAUAACUUUUUGGUGUUUAGGAGUCAACUGCCUCGUCAAAAUGACUUUUACAGUCCAAAUCCUCCAAACGAAAAUACUCCGACCACUGGCCCUGUUCCCGAUGAGGAUUUGUGCCAUGUGUGUGGAUCCUUAGGACCCAAACGGUGCGCUAAGUGUCACUUAGCUUCCUACUGUAGCAAAGACCACCAGGUCAUCGACUGGAAGAGUGGCCACAAAGCAAUUUGUUCCUCGAAAGAAAAAACACAGACAAAAUAUGUGAAAGGUGUGCUGUUCCCAGAAUUUGAAUUAAUCACAGAACCAGAAGAUUUGGAUGAUGUUGAAUCUGAUGAAGAAAAUUAUACAAAAGGAGAAGAGGAAAAGUGGCAAGAAUAUGAAGACUUUCUCAAAUCCGAUAAAGCAGGCAGUCUGAUUCCAGAUAAUGUCGCAAAAAACGAAUUAGAGAAAAUGGCCACAGUAGAAAGUAUGGAUGACAAGAUUUUCAGAAGAUUUAAGGAAAGGAUAAAGACAAAUCCUGAUCAAGUUUUGAGGUAUCAUAAAGGAGGCCAGCCAUUAUGGGUGUCAGCAAAUCAUAUCCCUAAAGAAACAGACAUACCAAUUUGCUUAUGUGGAGCUAAAAGGCAGUUUGAAUUUCAGGUGAUGCCACAAAUGUUGAGUCACUUACAGGUUGACCAGCUUGGUGACAGCCUGGAUUGGGGAAUUCUGUGUGUGUAUACCUGUAGCAACAGCUGUCAAAUUGGCAAUGAUUAUCAAUCAGAGUUUCUCUGGAAACAGGACUAUUCCUCUGACCAUAAGUAACUAGCACCACAAGCAGUGACAGAGAGAAAAAGCUAAUUCUAUAUUAUGAAAUGCUGUGCAUUUUGGAUGGCACUUUCUACUAAGUGGAAGCCUCUUAUCUGACAACAUAUUAUUGAGAUACACUGUGUACUUGUUAAAAAAUGUAUGUAGUUAUAACAUAUGUAAGCCAAUAUUCUGGCAUUUGACAAUUCUGAAAACUUAAAGAGCUUACAUUCAUUAGAAGAAAUAUUCUCCAGGCAAUACAACACAUAGAUAAUUUGAAAGAAAUUUUUGUGAGAUUAAAUGUUUUUAUCAGAUAUGGAACUGAUCAUGGUUUUAUUGUAAUAUGUGAAUGUCAUCAUGCAUUUGAUCCUUUGAGGAAUUCAAGGAAACUUGAUAGAUUUGUAAGAGAUGACAGAUUGUCAGUAGGGUAGUAAUGAUACAUGUCUGAACAGAAAUGUCUGAUUUGUCUUUCAUGGUUUCAGGUGCCUUUUGGAGCGUAAACACUUUCCUAGAUGCCACUUAAACGUACACAUAAUUCUUU